CUGACAUUCUGAGGUUUGAGUCAGCUCAAAUAUAAUUCCGCUUCAGUAAACAGUUCAUGUGAUUGUUCCUACAUUCCAGCAAGUUUUUCUUUCUAUCUACAAUGGAUAAUCCGGAGAAUACUAUAUCCUUGAAGGAUUUUAUUACAUCCUUGUCCAUUUCUUCAUUACCAAGGAUAUUACAGAUCGCCUCUGGGGUCUAUCUGCAGAGUUCAGUGUAUGACAUCAGUGGCUCUGAAUGUUGUUUAUCAACCGGGGAUUUGGUAAAAGUUAUUGGAAGGGAAUUACAGUCUGUUAGUCUUGUAAACGUAAAAACAGGAAAGAGCCACACACUGCCCAAUAACUUUCAAGGUGUGUUUGAAGUCAACGUAUAUAAUUGCGUGUACAGCACUCUUGAGAUGUUACAUGCAGAAUUAUCCAGUGGCGAUGAUAUGUUUCCAUAUUGGUUCACCUCCAUGACUGAUUUCACUGUGGGGAAUCAUGUUAUUCGGCAGCAGCUUCCAAUUCACUUUGUGUCAUUCGACAGACAAACCAGUUGUGCAGAAUGCCAUGUCUAUGAGGAUCCCCAAUCAUACUCCAUCACAAUUCCCUUAUCCACACAAGGACAAUUUUAUGAGAGUGAAAACACAGAGUCAUAUACACUUGAGCAGCUCUUGCUGUCUCCAGCUUUACUAAAACGUGCCUUUAAAUGCAGAACUAUAGGACCUGGAGUUUAUAGGAUCUGUCCAGUAUAUGAAAUUAAAACAGUCAUGAAUAUGAGAAAAGGUUUGGUUAUGAUUCCAUCAAGUCUUGAAGUAGAUGUAAUAGAUAUCACUGACCAUAGUGGAAACAUCACUUUUAUCGAGCCCCUGUCCUUGGAAGAAGUUUGUCAGCAUGAAAGCAAGUUUCCAGUUGUUGCAGAAAUUCUGGAUAUGGCAGAAUCCAACCAUUUGAUGAAAAAUGACAGCUAUUCAGCGCUACACAAAGGGAAAAAAAUUAUUAUCCACAAAAAAAUUAUUUCUAGAAAAGUGCUGGCCAAAGCCUGUAAAGGUAAAACCUUCAGGUUCUUUUUCAUACACAAACAAUACCAAGGAAAGUUUCGCCAAAAACCAAGAGAGUUUUCAACAGUGUAUGAGCUGUGGACCAAAAUGGCCGAAGGAACACAGUUAACUGUUGUGGUGACCAAGGACAGUGAGAGCAGUGACGAUAACUUCCCUGCACUCUGCAUUGGGGAUCAUCUACACACCUUGCAUCAAACCAAAACUAUCUUCUCAAGUCAAAGUGGACCUCAAGAAGUUGAUGUUUUGGUGUGUAAUAAAGGAUCAGCAGAAGAUGAUGACGAUGAUGAACCAGAAAAAAUCAUGCUUCCUUUGUAUAUGGAAGGUCAUUUUGUAGAGGAAAUUAAAGACAACAAAAAAUACAACAUCAAUAGUAUAGUAGAGAAAAUUAAACUCCCUUGUGAGGUGAAGGUUGUAGCAAAAGACACAUCUUUACCCAAUGACCCUUUGACUUCUUUUCCUACUCUCAGGUUGGAAGAGGUAGUUGACGAACCUGUAUUGUUGGUCAGUUUGUUGGACAAUGUCUCGGAAUGCUUUGAGUUGCCCAUUAAAUAUCUAAACAUUUCAGUCGUUUUACAGGAUGAUUCUGUCCCUUCUAUAAGUAGUCUCUUUACUUCAAGUAAGUUGGAAGAAUUAAUGGAAUGGUUUUAUUAUUCCUUGAGAAACUAUCUGCCAACACAACAGCUUCCACCUCCUCGGCCACCUAAAAGACAAGUCAAAACUAAAGAGGAUCAAUCAUGCAAUAAACCGGUAAAGAAUACUCCAGACACCCUUGCUAAACCACCGGUGCCCCAUCGGAAGAACUCUUCAAAAGGGAGUAAAACAGCUGGUGAGAUAUGUCAAUUACUGAGGGGUAAUGAGUACAUACCCAUGCCAAGAAGGAAUACAGUAAAACAAAAAGGCAGCGAUAGUGAUCAUGACUAUGAAGAACUGGACAAAGACAUGAAGAGUCAAUUAAAAAUUGUGACUGAAAUUACCAACUGAAAAAGGAUUUGAGACACACCAAAGCACUUCAAAACCACAGAUAAAAAUGAACCCAUAGUUUAUAAACAGUUUCCAGUGCAGCUUAAGGUGUGAUGGCCUAUUUAUUGCAUAGAAGUAUUUGUUUACACAAAAGAGUUUUCUGCCAUGCAACUUUUCUUUCAUAUGUGUAGCACUACCCCCGUAGGAGCUGCUGGUUUAGAUUUGGGCCUGCCGUUACCUUACUGUUCCAUACGCUCAUUGCAGGGGUUGUCCUUAAAGAGUUGUCCUUAAAGUGGUUGUAAACCCUCGGAGACUACAUUAUUAAAAAAAUUAGCCCAUAACACAGGCAGUUGAUCACUGCCUGUGAAAGUGUACUCACCGCUACAUUUACCUGUAAAAUUUUAUUUUUAUUUUCAAUGACGUCACCGCGCUUGCGCACUUUUGACCCUCAAAACCGGCAUCUAAAGUUUGUCCGGUUUUCAUUUUCAUUGUUUCCGGCACUGAAUCUGAGCGAACUUCCCCUCUGUCCGCACAGAGGAGAAGUCUCGCGUUAUAAUCCUUCUACUGUUUCUGAUACUCCCCCCUCUCCUUGCCAGUGCUUUUGCAUUUGCCACGUAUCUUGGUUGACAUGGUAACGGCAAUUGACAUUGAGGCUUGGUUUCGGCGCUACGGCGCACGCGCGAGAUUUCGAACAGGGACUCCGUAAGGGCGGAAGUAAUGCCAGAUAAGGAUUCACUGAACAGCACAAAGAAUGGCGAUUUCAAUACCCGGAAGUAGGGAGAACAACAACAGGAGAUAAAGGGUAUUUGCGGGCCUCGUUUUUCUAAAUGUUAUAUGUAAUAUGCAUUGCCAUGCCCUUGUGUAACAUAAUAUUUCAAAAAUAGAAAAAAUCGGCCGGGGUUUACAACCGCUUUAAGAAUGUCUGCACCAACACAAAGUCUUUUUCACGGGUUUUAUUAACAAAGUUCUCCAACAGAAAGGUAGAGGGACAGGGAAAGACUCAGGCACUUUCACUUUGCUGAUCACGGGUACCACUUAGAUCCAGAGGAUAAACUCAGCUCCACACUGGAUCGUAGCAGCCACCAGAUAGGCCUACUCUCUC
Molecule: messenger RNA, 3099 nt
Organism: Rana temporaria (common frog)
Lineage: Eukaryota; Metazoa; Chordata; Amphibia; Anura; Ranidae
Gene: THEMIS2
Product: thymocyte selection associated family member 2
Exons: 6
Coding region: 102-2018 (638 amino acids)
Biological process (GO): T cell receptor signaling pathway
Source: RefSeq, a predicted model, not a curated record